Messenger RNA from Triticum dicoccoides, 2106 nucleotides. Its product is annotated as protein CPR-5-like. The record is from RefSeq and is a predicted model, not a curated record. Bases 16 to 1593 code for a protein of 525 amino acids. Gene Ontology annotation, biological process: defense response; trichome morphogenesis; leaf senescence. The transcript has 5 exons. NCBI's taxonomy places the organism in Eukaryota, Viridiplantae, Streptophyta, Magnoliopsida, Poales, Poaceae.
CCUCUCCCCUCCGGGAUGGACGACGGGCCCGGCCUCGCCGGCGAGCCCGCCCCCGCGUCCUCGUCGGCAUCCUCUUCCGGCUCGCGGGCCUCCCGGCCGCGCAAGGGGGUGCGGCUCCGCCCGCUGCGGCGGCGGCGCGGUCCGGCGCCCGCCGCACUGGCUUCUCGGGGCGGCGACGGCGAACGCGAAGAUAAUGGCGGCGGCGCCGCGCAGGACGACCUCGCGCUGCCACUGGGGAUGUCAUUCGCGGCCGUUCUCGCGCGGGUUAUAAAUUCAACCAAUGAUUCAGGAGAAAGAUUGCAUCCUGUCAUCCUUUCCAAGAUCUGUACCUCAGCAGUGAGGGAAUCUUUGGCAAAUACAUAUGGUGACAGGUUUGACAGUUUCAUGAGAAAUUUUGAGAAUUCAUUUAGCAGCACAUUGAGGACGCUUCAUCGUAUUAAUGAGAUACCUGUCUAUGAGAGAAGUCCUACUCCUGAAUACUCUUCUACGCAUGGAGGCUCUGGGGCUGUAGAAAACUCGAGCGCUGCUGAUCUGCAAAAUCAUACAAAAGAAAUCGAGCAGGACCUCAUGAACUCUGUAGAAAGUCAAGUUGUUCUUUAUGCCAGAGACAAUCGACAGCUGGCUGAUCGUCCUCAUAGCAGAUCCUCUCGUGAGGCUGAUCGGUGCAUUCUCAGUGCUUUUGAGAGAUCUGUGAAGGAGCAGGCUCGCUCAAACGAGCUCAAGGAAUGUGAGAUUAGUCUUAGCAUGAGAAAGCUGCAGCUGAAACAGUCUGAAUUAGCUCUUAGCUCCUCCUCGCACAUGUUAGAGAAGAUUAAGUUGUCGUUGGGUUUUCAGAAAGCUUCCUUCCAAGGGGAGAAAUUCAAGACUCAGAUGCAGGACUCAAGGCACGCAGAAAUCCUGAGGACUCUUAUAGAUUUCCUUGUUAGUGCAGUGGUAAUUAUGUCAGUGUGUUUUGCUUAUGGAACUUAUGUUCACUCGUACCAACGGAUAACUGAUGUUACAGCAGCUUGUUCAGCUGCUUCAAGGGGAUCUAAAUCUUGGUGGGUGCCAAAUUCAGUGUCAAACUUCAAUUCUGGCUUGCAGUUCGUCAGAUGUCAUGUGAUAGCAGCAACACGUAUGUGCUUUGGCAUAGUAAUGAUUGUGGCAAUUGCUUGGUUAGCAUCCCAGCGUUCUGCACUGACUGGAUCAAAUAUGCCUAUAACUUUCAAUUUCAUUUUGUUGGGAGUAAUUUGCGGCUUUGCUGGAAGGUUUUGUGCCAACACUCUAGGCGGUGAUGGAAAUAUCUGGCUUGUAUGGUGGGAAGUCCUUUGUUCCAUCCAUUUACUCGGAAACUGUUAUCCAUCUGUUAUGUACCAUGUUCUUCAUGGUCCCAUAUCAAUAACUCACAGCAAGAAUGGUGUGGGGUUGCCGUACUGGGUUCGCCGGUGCAUAUUUUAUGCUGCGCUGGGGCUUGUUAUCCCGGUCUUGACUGGCUUACUUCCAUUUGCUUCUCUCUCUGACUGGAGGGACCAUUUUUCUGAAGAGAUAAAAUCCUUCUUUGUUGGUGACGAAGAAAUAAACCUUUUGGACUUCUGGAGGAGUAAGAUAUGUUGAAUUUGAUGUUUGCCUCAGAAUUUUAUCUUUGGAGAAGGAGACUUUGGAUGGGGUUGAUGGCAUUGUUGAACCAUACAGGAAGAAUAGUUGAAGCCUUGAAGGUAUCAAUGCUUGCAGUCAGGCGGUGCAAGCUUCUUCGUUGUAGUGAACUUGUGACCUUGCACUCAGAUGUCAGGUAUCAAUGCUUCAGUUUGCCGUAUAUAUUUUUGUUUUCAAGGUGCAAGGUCACAGUAUAGUGUUAAGAGUGCAGACCGGUUAACUGCCACCUGUGUCGUAGUUAUGUUUGUUUAAUCUUUCUCCUGGAAUGAUGCUUUUCUUGCCUCACUUGUUAAGAGUGCAGACCAGUUGACUACCACCUUUAUUGUAGUUAUGCUCUUCUAAUCUUUCUCCUGGAAUGGCGUUUUUCUUGCCUCAGUUGUGCAAUCUUUUUGCUCAUCACUGUCAAUAUCAAGAGAUGUAGUUCCUCUACUGUUGACCGCUUACGGCUAAACUGUUUAUGCUGCCAUUGUUUUA